AUGAAAAGAUUCUCAUCCGCACUUCCAUUUUCUAAAAAAUGGUCGAGCGGAAAUCCAGAAAUUGAUCGGUUUCUUGAAGAAAGUAAAUCAAUUUCUGAAGGAUCAAAACUGAAAAAUUCAACUAAUAUUGAAUCAACACUUAAUUCAUCUACUUAUUUGUCAACGAACAAAUCGUUAGAACUUGAAAAGUCGUUGAAAUGGAUACCUUUUCAUGAAUUUAGUAAUUUGGUAGAAAUUGGAAGAGGUGGAUUUGGAAUUGUAUAUUCAGCUAUUUGGCAUAAUGCACCUGAAAAAAGGUUUGAUUUAAUUUGGAAUAAGAAACGUGUCGCUUUGAAAGUUAUAUUUGGGUCUAAUGUUUCAACUAUUGAUCUUUUAAAUGAGUUAAAAUCCCACCACCGAUGUAUGGAAUCUUUUAGAGUUCUUCAUUGCUAUGGUAUAAGUCAAGAUCCAUCGACUAAAAAUUACAUUCUAGUAAUGCAAUACGCAAGUGAAGGCAACCUCCAAAACUACUUGGAUAAAGCUUUCACCCGUUUCACCUGGCAUCAAAAAAUAAAUAUGCUUCGAGAUAUUGUUUUAGGUUUACAAGCUAUUCAUUCAGAAAAUUUGAUUCAUUGUAAUUUUCAUAGUGGUAAUAUCUUGCGUCAUGGAUAUGGAACCGAUCGUAAUAAUUUGGAUACAUAUAUUUCGGACAUUGGAUUAUAUCAUUCUGUCGUUGAUUCGAACGAUAAAGAAAAAGUAUUCGGAGUAUUGCCUUAUGUCGCACCGGAAGUUUUAAGGGGUGAAAAAUAUACUAAAGCGUCAGAUGUUUAUAGUUUGGGAAUUAUAAUGUGGGAAAUCACAUCGGGUGAAAAACCUUUCAUGGAUCGUGCGCAUAAUAUGGAAUUAGCAAAAGAUAUUUGCAAUGGUCUUCGCCCUAUAAUUGUAAAUAAUACACCAGAAUGUUAUGUUCAAAUGAUGAAACAAUGUUGGGACGCGAAUCCUUUAAUGAGACCCACGGUUGAAAAUUUAAUUGUUAUUAUUAGUGGAUUUCGAGAAGUUUCAAAUUAUAAAGUUCAGAUAAUGAAUGCAGAAUAUCAUAGGAAUAACUUGGCAGGAAAAUUUGGAUCAAAGAAAAAGAAACACCCGGAAGCCGGCUAUUCUAGUCGUAAACUUGAUUUUAUGGACUUGCCAUUGCCAAAGAAUGAACCAGAACCUUCAACGACUCAAUCUGAUAAUCAUUGUGUCAGAUAG
Cetraspora pellucida is the source of this 1230-nucleotide messenger RNA. The record is from the annotation of a GenBank genome assembly. Lineage: Eukaryota; Fungi; Glomeromycota; Glomeromycetes; Diversisporales; Gigasporaceae.